AUGGCUACUUACAUCAAAUCUUGUCAUCUUUCACGAAGUGUUAUCGUUCUUGCUUUUAUUCUAUACUUGUCUCUUUUUAGUUGCAUACUUUGUGUAGCUUCAGUUAAUGUGGGUAAAAGAGGUGGCUUUGUUCAAAUAAAGGGACCUAACUUUGUCAUUAACGGUUCACCGUUUCUAUUCAACGGCUUUAAUGCGUACUGGAUGAUGAAUGUAGCCACCGAUCCGAGUGAGAGGUACAAGGUGUCCCAAGUCCUACAAGACUCUACGAAUGCUGGUCUUUCAGUAUGUCGCACAUGGGCUUUCGCUGAUGGUGUUGAUGAUAAAGCAUUACAAAUUUCACCAGGAGUAUAUGAUGAACGUGUAUUUCAGGGAUUGGAUUUUGUGGUAGCAGAAGCAAGAAAAUACGGUCUCCGGUUGAUAUUAAGUUUUGUUAACAAUUAUAAGGACUUUGGAGGGAGACCACAAUAUGUUGAGUGGGCUAGAAGCUCGGGCGUUCAGCUCAAAAGCGAUGACGAUUUCUACACAAAUCCUGUAGUUAAAGGGUAUUACAAGAACCAUGUUGAAAGAGUUAUUACAAGAGUGAAUACAGUCACCAAAAUCUCUUACAGUGAUGACACUACAAUCAUGGCAUGGGAACUUAUUAACGAACCCCGUUGCCAACUAGAUUACUCGGGACGAAUGGUUAAUGGUUGGGUUCAAGAAAUGGCUUUGUUUGUUAAAUCAUUGGAUCGACAUCACUUGUUGGAGAUUGGAAUGGAAGGGUUUUAUGGAGACACGAUGCCCGAACGAAAACAAAUAAACCCCGGUUACCAGGUUGGAACCGAUUUCAUCAGCAGCAAUCGUGUUAAGGAAAUCGAUUUCGCCACUAUACAUGCAUAUCCUGAUCAAUGGUUGUCCGGACAAAAUGAUGAUUCACAAAUGGCAUUUAUGCAAAGAUGGAUGUCAAGUCACUACGAAGAUUCAAGAACUAUCCUAAAGAAGCCAUUGGUAAUAGCCGAAUUUGGAAAGUCAAGCAAAGAUCCAGAUUAUAACAUUAACAAAAGAAAUUCAUACAUGAAUGCUGUUUAUAGAAACAUUUACAUGGAGGCAAAGAGUGGAGGGACGGUUGGUGGUGGUUUAGUGUGGCAGCUUAUGGCAGACGGGAUGGGUUCCUACGGUGAUGGAUACGAAAUUAUCUUGUCGGAAAACCCGUCCACGGAUAGUAUCAUUUCGCAACAGUCUCAUGCCAUGGGCACUCUAGCACAUAUGUUAAGAAGUGGACCUGAAAAUGUUGCUGUUAAUCAAGCUAGUGAAGUUGAGUUUGGUCAAGUUAGAGGUCCUUCAUAUGUGGUAAACCAUCGAAAGGGAAUGAGGAAGGCUGGUCCUUGA
Helianthus annuus (common sunflower) is the source of this 1368-nucleotide messenger RNA. Its product is annotated as mannan endo-1,4-beta-mannosidase 5. Gene Ontology annotation, molecular function: hydrolase activity, hydrolyzing O-glycosyl compounds. The coding region runs from base 1 to 1368 and encodes 455 amino acids. The record is from RefSeq and is a predicted model, not a curated record. NCBI's taxonomy places the organism in Eukaryota, Viridiplantae, Streptophyta, Magnoliopsida, Asterales, Asteraceae. The transcript is spliced from 5 exons.